Molecule: messenger RNA, 1029 nt
Organism: Trichoderma asperellum CBS 433.97
Lineage: Eukaryota; Fungi; Ascomycota; Sordariomycetes; Hypocreales; Hypocreaceae
Biological process (GO): transmembrane transport
Cellular component (GO): membrane
Molecular function (GO): channel activity
Source: RefSeq, a predicted model, not a curated record
AUGGAGUCGUCAGAGGAAAAGGCACCUCCAGCCAGCGGCGAUAGAGCCGCGACACAAGCUCGGGCAGCCUCCGCCGUGUUAUCGGUUCCCAACUCGUCCACGCCUCCUACGGCCACGAACAAGAUGGCUCUGGCGACCUUUGACGGAUCGUUUGCGCCGCUUGUGCGGCCCCAGGACGUGCGGCUGACGCCGUGGUAUCGCAGGAAGGACUAUUACAUGGGACAGUGGUUUGAGCCGGCUCUGUGGAGAUCUGCUAUUGUUGAAUUGAUUGCCACAUGCUGCCAGGUGUUUGUGUCGGGUCAGAUUGCCGCCACUAUCCAGAGCUACGGAACACCGCAGAUUGGCGCGUACAUCGGCAUCUCCAACCUGGUGAUGAUAUCGACUUUUAUCUAUGCGGUGGCACCAGCGUCGGGAGGACACAUCAACCCCACAAUUACUUUUGCAUCCGUAUUGACGGGUCUUUGCCCGGUGCCCAGAGGCAUAUUAUACAUGAUUGGCCAGACCGCCGGUGGUGCCCUGGCCGGAGGAAUCCUCCUAGGCAUCUGGGGUGAAGAACGAGCAAAAGCUGUCCAUGGUGGCGGUUGCUGGUACGACCCAUCUCAGGCCAACCCCGGCCAGAUCUACCUCAACGAGACCUUUGCCUCCUUUGUCCUCCUCUUCCUGGCCUUUGGCGUCGGCCUCGACCCGCGCCAAGCAGCCCUGUUUGGCCCCCGACUGGGCCCCGUGCUGGUCGGCGCGUCGCUGGGGCUGGUGUCUUUUUCCACCAGCGGAAUCAUCCCUGGCUAUGCUGGAGCGCAGAUGAACCCGGCAAAGUGCCUUGGAAACGGAAUCGCGAGGCUGGAUUUGUCAUACCAGUGGAUAUACUGGUUUGGGCCUGCGGUUGGAGGCAUCAUGAUGGGAAUCUUUUAUAACCUUAUUCCACCGCAUCAUGUAGAGUUGUGCAAAUUGAAGAGCCGGGAGAUGAGCAGGCAGAUUACUUCGGAUUCGAUGGCCGAAAGAGCCGAGGCACCAGUCGUUGGAACAGUCUAA